This is a messenger RNA of Galleria mellonella (greater wax moth), 4332 nucleotides long. RefSeq lists its product as uncharacterized. The transcript has 5 exons. NCBI's taxonomy places the organism in Eukaryota, Metazoa, Arthropoda, Insecta, Lepidoptera, Pyralidae. The coding region runs from base 425 to 1627 and encodes 400 amino acids. The record is from RefSeq and is a predicted model, not a curated record.
AUCCGUAAUGUACGUGUCAAGAUGGCCGAUACCGUAGUAACUAUCGUGCUUAAAAAUAAUAUGGACCCAUUAAAAAGUCACUAGUUUUAAUUGUAGAGUUCAUAAAACAGUGUAAUCUAAAAAUACACCGGAUUAUAGUGUGGGAAUACAACUAAGUUGUCAAAGAAAAAGUGUUUUCAACGUAGAAUAAAAGUUUUAGUUCUCGUUUUAGUGUUGGAAAUUGUGUAUAUUAAUUAAUUUGUUCUUUUUCGCAACCAAUUGGAUUCUGUUUGGAGUUAUUGGUCUGGUUUUUAGAGACACUGCAGUUGGAGGCAGUUUCAAGAUUAUAUGAGGGAUCGAACCCGCAGCCAUUGGAAAGCGACGGAGUGUUAAACCGCUACACCACCGAGAUAUCACCGCUAAACUGGAUCAUUGAACAUUCACCAUGGACUCAGAGAGCCGAAGCGAGUCGGCUCUGAACAGUCCGACUGAGCCCGAUGUGUCUCUCGCGGCUUCUCUCACUGACCCGCUGGAGGCUCACACCCUGGACGAGGCGAGGAGAACCAUAAGAGAUCUCCGUAUGAAAUACCGAGCGCAAGCGCAUCAACUGUUAACAUGGCGUCGAGCGCAUCGUACUCAAGAGGAGCUCGUCUGUCGUCUGCAACGAGAGAAAGCCGAGCAACUGAAAUCCCUAUCGAGUCAACUUUUACUCUUCGAGUCCCGACUCGUUCGCAAGCAGAAAGAGAUCACAAACAUGUUAGCUUUAAGAGAAACAAUCAUUAUGAAGCAACAGAAAGUGAUUGAAUCGCUCCAAGCCAAGCUUCUCGAUAAUGGUAUCGAUACUUCACAAACAAUUCCAGAUUUUAGAGAACUGCUCCAAGAUACUCAUAUAACUGGCGAUUUCGAUUCUUUAAAUGAUUCUGACUCGGCUGUUAUUAUGGAAGAUGUAGACUCAGAUUGCAGCAACCUACCCCACAUACCAAGAUUUAGGUCUACCAACCCUGAUAGUGUGACAAUAGUUAGAUCGAUAUCCGAUGCUAUAGAUCCAAAUUUAAAAUACAAUAUUGUCAGACGAUCAAAUGGUUUCCUGCGCAGACCAGAAAUCUUGGAAACUGUAUACAGCGUAGAAGAAGAGGCUGAUGGUGAUUCUACUAAGGGGCUAAGUGCGCAAAGUAGCACAGAAAAAGACAUAAAAGACGCUAAUAAAACCGAUGAGGAAAAAUACAAAGAAACUAGUCUUCUUGCUCAAAGGCGGGAUAACUUUCGAAUGAGAAGUGUUGUUUUAACAGCCGAAGUUAAAAGUAUAGAUAGUGAUAAAGAUCUUAAAGCUAAGACUGGCAAAGAAAUGUGGUCGUACAGUUAUGUGCCAAAAAGGAUGACUCCUGCCAACGAUUCAGAUGAAGAGGUUACUUCGAAUGCCGAAAGUGAUGAGGGCGAACCGGAGCCACGAUCUAAUCAUGUGGUGACAUACAAUAGAGUUAUGUCCAAUCAUCGAAAUGUCACAAAGCCUAAAGAUGUCAAAUAUAAAAGAAUAAAUAAAGCUAAAUCGAAAAGUUUAGAAGAGUUGAGGGGUAGAUUAAAGAACUGGGUGGAAAAGGGGAAUAAGUUGUCAAACAUACCAUUGGAGCACGCUCAAAGCUAUGCCUGAACGAUUUUAAUAAAGUUCCUUUAAUUAAGUUCCCGUGUGAAAUUUCAGGAUGUCGGAAAGUUUACGGCGUCCCAGUUGUGUUCGACGGAGCGAGAAAUUUGCUGUUAUUUGUUUCCAAAACAGCUUCGAUCAACCACAAUUUAAGGAUCACCGUAUUGUGUUUGUUAAAGCCACACGUAUUUAGGAUUUAAUUAUAUGAGCGUGGAGCUUUAUUAUGCUGAGAAUUCGACUGUGAUUAAGUCGGCGACGGUUUUGAAAUGAAAAUGUAAUGUAUCCGUAUAAAAUCUUAGCAAAAUAAAGUCUAUUUUUAAAAUAUUGAAACAAUUAAGUACCUUUAAGUAAAUAGGGUUGUACCUAACAGCUUUACUGAAUGAGGCAAAUUAUUAUUGAUACUCUAUUCUUGAUACUUGGACUAUUGUAAAUAAAUUUCUUAUAUGUAUUAAUAUAUAUUUGCAACAUAAAUCUAGAGUAAAUUGUAGAUUUUUAAUUAACACUGUCAUCACAAUUUUCUAUUGAAAUAUUUUAUUAAUUAGUUUUUUUAUGGCGCAUAAAAUUAAAUUUUCAUUAUUUGAAACAUAAUGCAAAGUUUACUUUUUCGUAAAUAUUUCGCGCGUGAAGUCGUAUAACUUAAUCUUCUAUAAUUGUUUCACAUACAAUUUCAAUGGAAAAUGGUGAAGAAGCUUUGGAAAUAACAAAUUUUUGCACACGACUGAUUUUACGUAUUUCAUUUACUAAAUAUAAGAAGAUUGAUUGAAAAACGUGAGUCGCUUUGUUGGAAUUGAAAAUGUUGUUCUGUGAUUUAGAAAAAAAAAAAUCUCAACAUGUAUGUAUGUUUAUUCUUUACUUGUUAUUCGAUAAUACAUUGCAGCUGUAAAAAUUUUGCUAGUGUUUAAUGUUUAAAGAUUUAUGCAAAACUAAAUAAUUGUUUAGGGGAAUGUUUAUAAGUAUUGUAUUCGUCUCGGUGCCAAUUAUUAAACUAAUAUGUUUUUCAAGUAAGAAGUAGAUUUAUCACUUUGUAUGUGGGACGUUGAAUGGAUUAAAUAGAUAGAGUUUAAUCAGAUUUAAACGAGUACUUAUUUUUAAAACAACUAAAAAUGUGUUCAAUGAAAGAGGACUAAAUAUUAUUUAGAAGUAAAUCCUAUUCUGUUAACAUUUUUGUUGUAUUUUUGUUAUUUUUAAACUUAUCACUAUAAACCCUAAAUACUCGUUUUAAAUUUAAUUUACAUAUUUGACAUUAUAACAAGUGUUAAGAAGAAAUAUAUGGUCGUAACCUCAGAUGGAAUAGAGGCUAGAUCAUAUUCCUCUAGAUAGAGGAUUCGUAUAAAAAACGCUAAUCCAAAACGAAACCAACAUUUUUAUUCUUGUGUAUUGUGAACAGUGAUACCAGAAUUUAUAGUCAAUACUCAGUAAGUCUGAGAAAUAUGUACUAUAAGGUUAUGGGUAACAUUAAAAAUAACACAAUAUUAAAAAGUCAAUAUUUGAGAAUAAAAUUACUAUUCUGACAAUGAAUAGAAAAUUGUCUAUUUAUUGUCAGAAUCAUAGAGUGGUCGACAUUUUGAUUAUCCAUAUAUAUUCAAUGUACAUUAUGUAUAAUUACGCCAGAAAAAAAAAAUCAUAUUCAAUUAUAGUUAAUUCGUAUUGAAAAAUUCUUUCGAUCCGGAAAUUUUUAUCAAAAAUAGUUAUCAAUUUUAUUUUAGUAUUGAAAAACCUAUGUGAUCUGGGGAUUUUUUAAUCGAAUUUGAACCUGAAACACUGAAUAAAUGCGCGUUUUUUUUAUUACAAAACAUGCGGCUGUCAAAAUUUUCCGUUGAUUGGUCAUUCGUUGGGAGCGCUUUGGAGCGUUUUUGAUGCUAUAUCUAGAUGUAUAAUGAUAUUCAUGAUCUAUGUUUUUUUUAAUUAUUGAGAAGCAUUAGUUGAUUACUAUGUUAAACUACAUUAAAACCAUAUUACUUAAUACAUAUUAUAGUUUCGGUGACUUCUUGCAGAAUGUAGACCACCUUUACGUUACUUUUUUAAUAAGAGAGUAUAUAAUUUAAAAAAAAAUAUUCUCUUUUGGUAAUUUGUAUAUUUUAUAAAUAAUUAUUAGCAAAUUUUUAAAUUCAAAUUAUAUCGAAUACAUAAGUGGUUUAUAUGAAUAAAUAAGUAAAUUACAGUAAGGGUUUACUAAAGUCUCAAUAGGAAAUAUAAUUAAUGAUUCUAUUCCACGACUUCAAUUGAGAAAAAAAGUUAUUUUGAUUAAAAACUAAACCUUCUUCUUCUUCUUCUUUUCAUUUAAGAGUUUCCUCUUGUCGGUGCAACUAAUUCAUGCAUCUUCUUCCAGCCAGUUCUAUCCCAGGCCAUAUCCUUGACCUCCCCAUACGACAUGACACCUAGUGUUUCUUUUAUCUGUCCCAUGUCACAUGUUUCUAUACCACUGAACCGAUUUUAAUAAAAUUUCUAUGGGACCAAUGUGUAAGUAUAUCCUUUCAGAUAAAAAAAAAUCCAAAUCGGUUUAGAACUAACAGAGUUAUGAGGUCACAAAAAUAAAGUAAAAAACAACAGAAUUAAGAACCUUUUUCUCUUUUUGAAGUCGUUGGAAAAAGAAACAAAAAAUAUUUAAAUAAGUAUACAUAUUUCUAAUGUACUACUUUUAUUUAAACAGUGAAAUAUGUUUGUUCUAAAGAUUAUUAUUUUUUCAUUUUAUUUUAUUUAUUCUUUAUUGAACA